Molecule: messenger RNA, 4852 nt
Organism: Prinia subflava (tawny-flanked prinia)
Lineage: Eukaryota; Metazoa; Chordata; Aves; Passeriformes; Cisticolidae
Product: dual specificity protein phosphatase 4
Exons: 4
Coding region: 88-1224 (378 amino acids)
Biological process (GO): negative regulation of MAPK cascade; protein dephosphorylation; endoderm formation
Cellular component (GO): cytoplasm; nucleus
Molecular function (GO): MAP kinase tyrosine phosphatase activity; protein tyrosine/threonine phosphatase activity; MAP kinase tyrosine/serine/threonine phosphatase activity
Source: RefSeq, a predicted model, not a curated record
GGGUAGUAAAGGCUGCGCGCGGCGCGCGCGGGGGUGCGCGAGCGGCGCGGGCGGCGGGCGCGGGGCCCGGCGGGAGCUCCCCCCGCCAUGGUGGCCACCGAGGGGCUGCGCGAGAUGGAGGGCAGCGCGCUGCGGCGGCUCGUGGGCCGCGACGAGGCCGCGCCCGGCGGCGCCGCGCGGUGCCUGGUGCUGGACUGCCGCCCCUUCCUGGCGCACAGCGCCGGGCACAUCCGCGGCGCGCUCAACGUGCGCUGCAACACGAUCGUGCGGCGGCGGGCCAAGGGCGCCGUGAGCCUGGAGCAGAUCCUGCCGGCCGAGGGCGAGGUGCGGGCGCGGCUGCGGGCCGGGCUCUAUGCCGCCGUCGUGGUGUACGACGAGCGCAGCCCGCGCGCGGAGGCCCUGCGCGAGGACAGCACCGUGGCGCUCGUGGUGCGCGCGCUCCGCCGCGACACGGCGCGCGCCGACAUCCGCCUCCUGGCAGGCGGCUAUGAGCGCUUCUCCUCGGAGUACCCUGAAUUCUGUGCAAAAACCAAGUCCCUGAGCAAUGUGUCACCCCCUACCAGCGCUGAGCCCCUGGAUUUGGGCUGCAGUUCCUGUGGGACACCCUUUCAUGACCAGGGUGGGCCUGUGGAAAUCCUUCCCUUCCUCUAUCUUGGCAGCGCCUACCACGCGGCCCGGCGGGACAUGCUUGAUGCACUUGGCAUCACAGCUCUGCUGAACGUCUCCUCAGACUGCCCCAACCACUUCGAGGGGCACUACCAGUACAAGUGUAUCCCUGUGGAGGAUAACCACAAAGCUGACAUCAGCUCCUGGUUCAUGGAGGCAAUUGAGUACAUUGACUCAGUGAAGGAGUGCUGUGGCCGGGUCCUGGUGCACUGCCAGGCUGGCAUCUCCCGCUCAGCCACCAUCUGCUUGGCGUACCUGAUGAUGAAGAAGCGCGUCAAGCUAGAGGAGGCCUUCGAGUUUGUCAAGCAGCGCCGGAGCAUCAUCUCGCCCAAUUUCAGCUUCAUGGGGCAGCUGCUGCAGUUUGAGUCGCAGGUGUUGGCCACUUCCUACGCGGUGGAGGCCGUCAGCCCCUCGGGGACGCUGCGGGAGCGGGGCAAGGCCACCCCCACGCCCACCUCGCAGUUUGUCUUCAGCUUCCCCGUGUCUGUCGCUGUCCAUGCCACCCCCAGCAGCCUCCCCUACCUGCACAGCCCCAUCACCACGUCGCCCAGCUGUUAGCUCAGGGCCCAGGCCGGCCGGGCAGGCAGUGCCAGGCGUGCAGGGGGCGUGGAGCCCUGUGAUGUUAAGCAAUAGUGCCGGACACUGCCAUUCACCCUGGACUCGACAUCUUUUUUGUAGAGAAAUUUCUUACCUCAUCUUGGUUUGUUUGCUUUUUGUUAUGUUUUGAAAGCACGAAGUUGUAAAAGCCACAAACCUUGACACUGUCCAGGCUCUUUGGGGGAGGAAAAAAAAUAGUAUGCUGGGUUUCCUCAAGUGCCUGGUCUCCAUGUGUUUCCACCCCUAUUUUACUAUCUUGUUUUUUCACACUUCCCCUUCUCCCCAUGUUUCUGCCCUCAGCUCACCUAGGCUGACAAGGUUUCAUUGUGCAGCAGCCUUCUCCCUUGCAGAGAGACCUGUGAGUGUGUGGUGGAUGCUGCUUACCUGAGCCAGACAGAAGCAGAGCUGCAGGCAGGGCCUUGGGGCGGGCAGGAGUGGUGGCACAGGGCUGGCUGCCUGCACUCAACCUCAGCCCUGCCAGCAGCUGGGGCUGAUGUACAUAUGUAUGGUUUUGUUUCGUUUUUGUUUUUUUUUUCUAGAAAUUAACUUUUUAUUUAUUGCCUGAGGGAGGGAGAACAUUGUUUGGAGAAAAUAAAAAUAAAACCGUUUUCAACAAUUUGGCUGGAGCAAAUUUGUCCUAAGACCAAGACAAAACAGCAGGUUGUGCACAAAUGCCAUUUUCACAGAGCAACUGUUAAAAAUGUAUUUAUUGACUUUUAAACUAUUACAAGUAUUGCAGAUCAGACAUUUAGCCAAGCACAUUUAUAGAUCAAACUCAGUUGUUACAGAGAUGUUACCUAAAGUCCACCGUGUAGGUAGGCUGAGAAACUGCCCAUUGUCUUCAAGAGAGAAGGUAACAGAAGAAAUAAAUAAAUGAUAUCCCAGCUCCAUGUAAUUGGCAACCCAGAGAAGACACAUACAGGGCUAGUUAUGAAAACAAGUUACACAAAAAAAGGUCUAGAAAUUCAGCUCCCAGCUACAUUGCAUCUGGGUUGCCAGAGAAAGCAAUUAGGAACAACAAAGCACAAGCUCAUGGGACUGCAGCACAGAAAAUCCCCAUCUCAAUUUCUAAAGCUGAAGCAAGUUCUGCAGAUGUUAAGAAAGUGUCAAAAUCAUUUGUAAUAGCAAAUUCUAAUAAUCUACAUUAGCAAUUAAUGGGACCAGCACUAAAACUUGCCACCAACAGGUUCAGCAAGAUGGAUACAUCAAAUCCAGUCAGGUAAUGUGAUUUGACAGGCGUAUGUGUCAGUGUAAUGGAAAUGUAUCUACUUCCUAUGUCCCCUAUUCCCAAGCUCAUUCACCUUGCUUCAGAGAUUUUAACACAUACAGUGUUCCCCAAUCCCCUGGGUUUCACAUCUACUCUGUUCAGAGAGGUGGGAACACUGCCACUCCAUCUCUGCACGUCUGUCCUGCCACUCUCGGAAAGACCAGGAGAACAUGCUUUGGACUGUGCCAAGCCAGCACCUCUGAUCACCAAGGGGUUCAAGCUGUGGAGGUUCACAAGCCACUUGGUACAUGAGGCAAGAACCAAAUAGGUGCUUUCCCAGGUCUUCCCAAUCCAGGCUGCAGCACAGCUUACAAUGCUGCACAAAUAGCUCAACAUAACUGAAGCAUGCAAAUCCAAACCACGGAAACAGAGAAAUCCCACUGAAAAUAAAUUCACACAUUUCCUGACAUUCAGCUUCUGAGAAUGAUUAGCAAUGUUCAAACUAAUCUGUUGUGUGGCUGGACCCUUCCUUUUACCCAUAUUGAAGAACUGAUGUCAUUGUAGGGCUGCAGGAGGCUUUUUUGAGAUUUGCCAUCGACUUAAGUAGCUCUCACAAGCCAUGCAGUGGCACAUAUUUGCAUCCCUCAGCGCCCCGCACAUUCACAGGGAGCAGACACCUCUCCAAACAUACAACAAACAGUAGGAACAGUUGGUUUCCAGAGCCGAGAAAGUGCCCUUCUCCAGGAGCUACUCUCUCCCAUAUACGAUAUGUCUUUUCUGUGUCUGCUGCCCACCAAAGCCAACAAUGCAGAACAUUUUGCAGGGUUUUUCUCUUUGCUUCAGCAUAGAAUUUUCUUCUGUGGUAUCCCCAUAACAAGCAAAGUUUAAGUUUGCAGGCAAAAUAAAUUCUUGCUACAUAAUGCAUUGGGAUUCAAUUGCAUCACAUGCAAACACUCAAAACAGGUUAGAAAACCAAUAGUGACUGCAACAUGGUAGAACUAGUGUAAGAAGUUUGUAACAGUCUCUGUGGAGCUGGGAUGAAACAUAACUGGUAGAUAAAAAUAAGAAUGAGAAAAUAAAAUAUACCUUAUUAAGGUACUGUACUGUCUGCUUUUAAUCCUAACAAAAAUUUUGUUGACAGCAAUCAGACUGCAGUGUCACUGCACCAGGUAUCUAAGUCAUCAGUCUCAUGGAAACAGUUUCAGCGAUGGAGAGCAGAACCCUCCCUCCCUUGUUAGAUGGUGACUUUUCUUUCUCUUUUGCUUACUAAGGUCCUGUCACAAAACUACAAAGAAGUUUCAAAGGGACACUGACAAAAAUCAACAGGCCUGCGAGACACAUUGUGCCUUGUGCCAGCAGACACCAAGUUUCUGCCCCUGGUUUCUGAAGCCUCUGAGGGCCUAGCCCAGUGUUUUUACGUCCUCAGCUCCUACUGUGCCUCCACCGGUGAUCCAAUGCUGCAAAUGAGCAUCCUAGUAUGCAGGGGACUGCUCUUCUCGGGAGGUCAAAAACUUCAUUCCUCAGGAGGCAGCAACGGCCUGGUUAAGGGGUCAUGGCAUUUUUAAGAUUUCAUUGUCGUUAACUCCUCCAGCUAAAGCAGCACCUCUGUACUGUUAACAGCCUGCCAAAUGCAGCUCUACUACCACAACGACCGGGCUUUUCCCAGGUAACUUGAUAUUGAUGGGCAAAUCCUCACUUUGUUUUGAACUGUAAGAGGAGCUAUGACAACAUACGCUACUCCUGCACAGGUGUCUACAACACACAGAUGCAUCAUCAGGCCUGGGUAUUCCUCUGUGUCUGGCCACAAACGGAUAUGAGAUCACGUCAUCACGAGACAAAAACCACUGCAAAAUGAUUUCCUCACACAGCACCUUUACUCUGCACAGAACACCAAGACAUUAACAUUGGCAGUUCAAAGAUACUGGAAAGUAGAAUCACAGAAUAUGCUGAGUUGGAAGGGACCUGUCACAAUCUUUGCGUCCAACUCCUGGCUCUGCACAGACCAGCCCCAGGAGUCACACCCUGUGCCUGAGAGCAUUGUCCAAAUGCUUCUUGAACUCUGUCAGGACUGGUGCUGUGACGAUUUCCCUGGGGAGCCUGUGCCAGUGCCCAAUCUCUGGGUGAAAAUCCUUUCUCCUAAUAUACAACCUAAAUCUCGCUUGACUCAGCUUCAUGCUGUUUCCACCAGUCUUGUUACUGGUCAUGGGAGUGAAGAUAUUGGUACCUGCCUCUCCACUUCCUCUCAUGAGGAUGUUGAAGACCCUAACGAGGUCUCAGUCUCCUCCAGGCUAUUUUUAUCCUCUAGAAGUUUCAGGCUGCAAAAGGAAUCCAGACUAGCCCUUAGUUCAACCAGCACACAGGAAACAACAAGCAAGAACAGCA